AUGAUUCUUCCAGUGGUGCUCCUGUGCCUCACAGCUGUGCUGCCUCCAUCCACUGGAGAGGAAUCUGAAGAUUUCCAUGCUCUGUUGACUAGCAAAGCAGAUCAGCAAAAAGAGAUUGUUGACAAACAUAAUACCCUCAGGAGAGGAGUAAAACCAACUGCCAGCAACAUGAUGAGGAUGGAAUGGAAUCCUCCCUCUGCAAAGAAUGCCGAAAGAUGGGCUAGUAAAUGUAGUUUUACCCACAGUCUUCCUGAUAUGAGGAAAACCUCUGUAGUAUGUGGCGAAAACCUCUUCAUGUCAUCCAGCCCUUUCUCAUGGUCAAAUGUUGUUCAGGUCUGGUACAAUGAGGAGAAAGAUUUCAAAUAUGGAACUGGAGCAAAAACAAAAAAUGCUGUGAUUGGCCAUUACACUCAGGUGGUUUGGCACAAUUCUUAUCAACUUGGAUGUGCUGUUAAUUUUUGUCCCAACGGUAAAUUAAAAUACUUCUACGUCUGCCAGUACUGUCCCGCAGGGAAUCUACGAAGUUCAAUUCCAACACCCUACAAAGCAGGACAAUCUUGUGGUGAUUGCCCUAAUAACUGUGACAACGGAUUAUGCACCAAUGCUUGCAAGUUUCAAAAUUCCUUUGCAAACUGCAACAAUCUGAAAACCUUGUUUGGCUGUAGCCAUUCAAUGGUGAAGGGGAAGUGUCCUGCCAGCUGUAAAUGCACCACUCAGAUCAUAUAA
Messenger RNA from Mesitornis unicolor (brown roatelo), 726 nucleotides. RefSeq names its product cysteine-rich secretory protein 2 (gene CRISP2). The coding region runs from base 1 to 726 and encodes 241 amino acids. Gene Ontology annotation, cellular component: extracellular region. Lineage: Eukaryota; Metazoa; Chordata; Aves; Mesitornithiformes; Mesitornithidae. The transcript is spliced from 7 exons. The record is from RefSeq and is a predicted model, not a curated record.